This is a messenger RNA of Dibothriocephalus latus, 417 nucleotides long. Lineage: Eukaryota; Metazoa; Platyhelminthes; Cestoda; Diphyllobothriidea; Diphyllobothriidae. The record is from the annotation of a GenBank genome assembly.
AUGGACAGGGAAGUGGCAAUUCAGCCAAUGGUUCAACGCCACGAGGUUACGGUGAAAAUACCAACAACAACCAAGUUGGACAAGGACGUGGGGUUUCAACCAAUGGUAUACCCCACAGUAGUUGCGGACAGCACCAGCGACAAUGGCAACGACAACCAGGGCGGGUACGGAAGUGCCGCUUCCACCAAUUGUACAACGCCAGCAGGUUCCGAUGACAACGGUAACGACAACCAGGGUAAACAGCGAAAGGCGGUUCCGCCAAUGGUGCAAACCCAGCAGGUGUUGGCAACAAUGGCGACAACAGCCAGGAUGAGCAGAAAACUGGCGGUUCAACCAAUGGAAAAAUGCCAGCAGCUUCCGGUGAGAAUGGCAACGACACCGAGAACCAAAGUGGGCAGGAGUUUGCGUUUCAAAUAA